Mycotypha africana is the source of this 972-nucleotide messenger RNA. Its product is annotated as nucleoside diphosphate kinase. Bases 217 to 906 code for a protein of 229 amino acids. Gene Ontology annotation, molecular function: nucleoside diphosphate kinase activity. The record is from RefSeq and is a predicted model, not a curated record. Gene Ontology annotation, biological process: GTP biosynthetic process; CTP biosynthetic process; UTP biosynthetic process. The transcript has 8 exons. NCBI's taxonomy places the organism in Eukaryota, Fungi, Mucoromycota, Mucoromycetes, Mucorales, Mycotyphaceae.
UGAGAUCUUGUGUGAUGCAAUGAACUGAGAAACUCUAACUUUUCAAUCAUUUUACCUUAAGAAAAGCCCCUGGCAUUUUAAGGUUUUUGUCCCCAUCAAGGCAGCACAAAAUUGGCAUUUAGCUUACCACAGUGGUUCAUGAGUAUAAACGGGGCCUAAAGUUUUGAUACUCUACUUUUUGUUUUCCUUUUCCCCCUUGACACAUUGAUAUCAAACAUGUUCGCUCGUACCGCCGCUCGUUUCGCUCUCAGACCUUGUGUUGCUUCUCCUGUUAAGGCCCGUGCCUUUAAUACUGCUUCUCGUGCUACAGCCUCGCUUUCUUCUCGUCGUAUGGCUACCAUGGUUACUGCUGGUGUAAUUACUGCAAGUGCCCUCUCUUAUGCUUAUUUGCAAAAACCUGUUUCUGCUGAUUCUAAACCUAUUGCAGGCGUUGAAGGUACUUUCAGCGAGCGUACCUUCAUUGCUAUUAAGCCCGAUGGUGUUCAACGCGGUUUAGUUGGUAAAAUUAUCAACCGUUUCGAAGAACGUGGUUAUAAGCUUGUUGGCUUGAAGGCACUUGUUCCUUCAAAGGAAUUGGCUGAAAAGCACUAUGAAGAUCUCAAGGAACGUCCCUUCUUCGGUGGACUUGUUAACUACAUGACUAGUGGUACUCCCGUCAUUGCCAUGGUUUGGGAAGGUAAGGAUGUCAUUAAGCAAGGCCGUGCAAUGAUUGGUGCUACCAAUCCUUUACAAGCCGCUCCUGGCACUAUUCGUGGUCAAUAUGCUAUCUCAACCGGUCGUAACAUUAUUCACGGUUCUGAUUCUUACGCGUCUGCAGAAAAAGAAAUUGGCUUAUGGUUCGGUGCUGCUGGUGAACUCACUGAAUGGACUCCUGCCAAUGUUGAAUGGGUUCAAUCUGACAACUAAGGCAUUAAUAUUUGAUAAAGUAUUUUAUUCCACAUCAAACUUGUAAACAAUACAAAUCAAUGCAAU